Messenger RNA from Cyclocybe aegerita, 933 nucleotides. The record is from the annotation of a GenBank genome assembly. NCBI's taxonomy places the organism in Eukaryota, Fungi, Basidiomycota, Agaricomycetes, Agaricales, Hemipholiotaceae.
AUGUAUCCUCCUACUCAGGGUCGCGCUUACGGACUCAUCAAGAGUACAGCAGUGACCCAUCCAUCCUUGCACAUUCGUGACGUACAUGACGCCCAUAUCGUUCUUGAAGCCGUUCGGCUCAACAUUCUUCCCCUCCUCAAACGUCGCUUGUUAGCGAGCGAGAGGGAUGAACUCAAGAGCGGACACGUCUACGUUUGGGAAGAAGCUCAAGACGACGGCGGUCUCCUGCGGUGGACUGACGGACGGCGAUGGUCUCAAAGCCGGAUGAGAGGGGACUAUCUCUUCUAUGAAGAAAAGAUAGAGACUACACAGGAAGAAAGAGACGCCAAGGCUGCUCGCAGGGCGCGUAGAGCAUCCGAUCCCAACGCGGUGGUCCCUCCUCCUAUACGUCGGAAGGAUCGACCUACGAAGCCCAACGGCCUGACCAAGCAGACAUAUUCGGUAACCGUCAAUCUUCCCGGAGCCCCUGAACCCCGCAAAUGGCACGUCGUUGCUUACUUCUCCGGAGAAGACUAUGCCCGCUUGCCGGUCAUAGAGUCUUACAGCUAUCUCAGGAGCAUCCAAGUGCCCAAUGGGAUCUUCUUCAGUAACAAGAUCCUUUGCGGUAGGGCAGAGAGGUUCGCCUCGUAUUCGGACGAAAGUGAACCUCUUGAAGAUGGCCCUCAUCUUCAUGAAGCACCGCCUUCUCCGGCUUAUUCUUAUUCGUCACCUCCACCAAGCUUGCCGUCUUACUCUCCUCGAGCCUCUCCGCAAGCGUUGUCUCAUCCACGCGUGUCUCUUCCCCCUCUCGCUUCCUUAGGCUCACAUGGAAAGCGCCCACAACUUCCUCAUCCCUACAGCGCUCCACAUUUCGGUGGUGGCAUCCCGACGCAUUAUACCCCGCUUUCUUCAGAAGACCGUCGUGCUCUAGAGAAAUUCAAAGUUGUUCUGUAA